Lolium perenne is the source of this 766-nucleotide messenger RNA. RefSeq lists its product as uncharacterized. NCBI's taxonomy places the organism in Eukaryota, Viridiplantae, Streptophyta, Magnoliopsida, Poales, Poaceae. The record is from RefSeq and is a predicted model, not a curated record. Gene Ontology annotation, cellular component: NatC complex.
UUCCACCUUCCUCCAAUCUCUUCACCCUCCUCCGAUCGCCAUCAGCGCCGUGCUCCCUCCUUUCAUCCGGCCACGCCGCCGCGCGCUGCCUCCCUCGACCCCGGCGUCCGGUCCGGUCGGGGCGUGUCCGCUACCCUCCUCGCCCUUCCUUCCUCUGCUCAGGGAGCCUUCGUUGGAACAAUGGAGGAAGGACCAUCUGAUGGUCACACUGUUUUGGGCCCUGGAGAUGCUUACAUCAACAGCUCAACCGCACCUGCGGAUACCACUAGCAGAAGCUCGCCGCAUGUUUCAAGGCUCCAGAAGCUGCUUUAUCGGAGAAUGCUCGUUGGGGUGAACGACGGACGCUAUUUCCUCGGGUUGUUUCACUGCAUCGACAAGCAAGGGAACAUAAUCCUUCAGGACGCGGUGGAGUACCGCAGCGCGCGCCAUUCUUCUUCGUCUCCGAUGGAACAGCGGUGCCUCGGGCUCAUCCUGAUUCCAGCGGCCUGCCGUUCGUCCUGCCAUGUUGAUUGCUUUAUUGAAGAGCAGAUGUCCCUGUUGUCCUUGGACAAGUGAAUGAUGCUUUUGUUUUUUAGUGCUUUCUCAAGCUAUACAGCAUAGAUGAAUCUGUGUCUGGAAAACUUCAUGCUGGGACUUUAUUUGUAAUCAAAUUUUUUUGAAAUUUAUCUGUAAUCAAUUCUGUCAACUGGAGAUCCCUGUUCAUAUUUUGUUAUUUUAACUGGAAUCAUUUCGGUAGCCUGGUAGUCAUAUUUCUGUUCCAUAUGAA